AAUUAAACUGUUGUUUGGGCGGUGUUUUUAACACAGCAUGAAAUAACGAUUUUUGUGGUGAAUCAAAACAUUUGAUACCGUGAGAGACAAGCGUUUCAAAAUUACUUCGGUCAAUGUUUUUCCUUGCAAUCUAGUGCUCCGGUAUGGCGCCAGCUUUCAAAAAACCGGCGAGUCGCCCAGUGAAAAUGAUUCAACAGGAUAUUGGUGUUCUGGUGGAAAACAUUCGUUCUCGGGUGCAAUCGACGGCGAAAAGACCCGCCGAAGGGCAGAAUUCGAAAUGCACGAAAAAGGUACGAUUUGAGUCGGAUACGCCGGAUUCGAAUACGAAUCAACCACAGCCACACGAGAGACUGACCCCCGCUGAUAAUCCUUACGCAAGGGAGAUCUUCAUGUGUAAGACCAACGUUCGGGAUAUCGCGAAGGGUGUGGUGGAAUCGCAACAGAAAUACGACCCGCUCAAGAAGGAACAGAUGAUCAAGGGCUUCCGGGAUAAGUUGUAUCGAUUUUACGCUAACGAGCCGAAGUAUCGAAUCAGGGAUCCGCUGCAUCGGUUGAGAUUCGAGAGCUGUUACUACGAGUAUCGGUUUUAUUUGGCGUUGAAUAAACCGUUGGACAGCGAAGAGGAGUAUCAGGAGUAUUUGGCGCAAUUGACGGAUGCCGGAGUGAGUGAAUGUUGGGUGAGAAUGAAGGACAGAAAUUUGCUGCUGAAGCAUGAGGAGGCUGUUGUGGCGCAGGUUCGCACGAAAAUUGGCACCAAUUGGAGUGGAAAGUUGGAAAAGUUGGACACUUACCUGAUGGAUUCUCAGCGACGCUAUGAAAAACGCCAUAGGUUGAUAAGUGAGAAGACGAAAUAUGUUUCUAGAAGUUCCGCAACAUCUGUAGAAGAUAAUCAGCUGUUGGAAAAUAUUAUGAACCAUUCCAAUGCAAACCGAAGAUUUUCCAGCAGACAAAUUAUGCAAGUGUUCCCUGACAUCAAGCACGAAUUAGAACAGGCUGAAGUUGUAAUAUUCUCUUGGCUUCUUUUUGACGAUGACGAGCUGAACAAACGGUACAAAUUGGGGAAUUACGGAAGGCAAGUGGCAACCGCUUCUGUUGAUCGUGUUAUUAUCAGUAGUGGCACCUCUGAUGGCGAACGAAGCUUAGAUUCCGAAUGUUCAGAAUUCAGACAAAUGCGUUCCGAAAUGGCAAUGACACAGCCCUCGGAAAUACUUCCAAUGGAGGGAUCCUAUUUCGCGAAUACCGCCGAAGUGAUCAGCGUUUUGGACCCCAUGAAAAAUCUUCCCGAGGAAGUAAUCAAUUUGGUCGAUGUGCAGUCGCUCGAGCAGCCAGUUCUCGAAAAUAAUCUUUCAGCGGAGACGGAAAGCUCGGCGCUGCUUACCCCCGCACAGCAGGAAGUUAUCCUGAUAACCGAUUCUCCCUCCCGGUCACCUAUCGAUAGCGCGAAUCAAUCGAAUGUGAAAGAGGGGGACAUUUUCUAUUCGCUUGAUUACUUGAGAAAUUUCACCAAUGUGAGGGCGGUUGUUAUCGAUGGUUUGAGAAGGCGUUUCAAAGGUCAGCAGCUCGAAAACAAAAUGACACAGAUCGAUAAAUACAUUGCGAGGUAUCAUGAUCGCAACCAGGAAGUCCUCUCGCAGAACAAAUUACCCGAAGGAUUGCGGUUAUUAACACGGAAGGAACGUAUGGAGAAUCGGACGAAAGCGACCGCAAAUAGACCUGCAAUUGCGGAAGAACCAGGCGUUGAAAAUCAGGCGAAACCAACUGAAGUGAACCACGCAAUUCCCGAAAAGCAACGUGUGGAAAAUAUCGAAAGCGCAAACGUAGAUAAACGAUCGAAUGCCGAACAAGAAAAACGACCCUCGGUGUCUCCUGUGGUCCGAUCGUUGGGACACGAAUUCGAAGCCAGAGUUAACAUCCCUCACGUGGACACCCCAAUCGUUCGAACGGUAACAGUUCGAGCCAGAACUAUUCAGUAUGAAGAGGAUGAAUCGUUUGUCCAAGCACCCCAAGUUCCGGAUUCGAUGCCAAUGCCCGAUACGGAGAAUUUCAUGCCAAGCGAUUGCUCGACGCAGAUUCCGUUCGGUGAGUUUGAGAUCCCACCGUCAGCGAUUCCCUUCCCUUCGCCGAAUAAAUCCAAUUUCGGUUGUGCCAUAGCUCCUCAUAGUCCAAUACUCAGCACCGGUUGCAAUGUGUCUUCUCAAAGUCCACAGUGGCAACCACCACCACUGCCCCGGAGAGCAAGUGUACUAUCCAAAUCAUCAGCCGGGGAUCCGGCAUACGAUUCGGAUGUUUCUAAUGUCACGGUUGUGUCCAAUAAAAAUGCCAAAUCACCGACAAAGUCUCCUCGGAUUAAAGUCGAGCUGAACACAACCAGCUACGAGGGCGAGGUGGAAUUUGUUCCUUUGGUUAAUCGAACAAUCGAAAUCGAGGAUUCCAUGGAAGCUUCUAGCCAGAUUGACGCUAAUGAACUCAUCGAGCGUCACGCCCAGAGAGGUGCGGCGGAGGACAGUGUAAUGUUUGGUGUUCCCGCAGUGCUGCAGGGUAUGGUUAAUGCGUUGUUCCAGGAAAACCGGGAUACAACGCUAUCGCAGGGUAGUAGUUCGAAUGACAGCGAUAGCAGACAGGGGACGGUCGAAACUGCACCAGGAACACAGGAGCCAAAUGUGGUGGGGUUUCGCAAUCAUACAGCAACACCCAGGAGACGAAGCGCCACAUAGAGCCUAGUAUCUACCGCGCUACGCAUGAUCGCAUCAUAUCUCACGGACCUCCGUCGGUACCAUCAUUCCGACUAGUUUCCCCACUCAACAGUAGACCUUCGCCCUUUGC
Molecule: messenger RNA, 2823 nt
Organism: Toxorhynchites rutilus septentrionalis
Lineage: Eukaryota; Metazoa; Arthropoda; Insecta; Diptera; Culicidae
Exons: 3
Coding region: 144-2714 (856 amino acids)
Source: RefSeq, a predicted model, not a curated record